GUGCGUAUCAAAGGUAUUUCUUUCGAUAUGAAGGGAACUGUAACCGAUUCUAAGGUGGAUGGAGCUCCUUCGGCAUCAACACCGUGCUGGAUGAUAGUUCUCGUCGUUGUAUCCUUGAUCAUUGCUAUUGCGGUAGGAAUUGUGAUCGGUAAGUUUGCGCUAGUCGGGGACAGGACAGAUAGUUCAUGUAACACCGACGAUUUAGUGCUGAAAGGAGUUUCCAGGAAGCUCGUUGCUGAAGCGGACCUGGAAAUAUCGGAUAUUCUCAUUAAUGGCAUGAGAGCUGAAAACAUUCGAGACAACUUGAGGAUGCUAACAGAAAAGCCACAUCUUGCUGGAACACAAGGAAAUUACGAGUUGGCUCUAAAGAUUAGGGACUAUUGGGACAAAAUAGGAGUUGACUCCGUUACGUUGACGCCUUACACAGUGGAACUGUCUUAUCCAAAUGUUUCCGACUUAAACUAUGUGGAAAUUGUGGAUGAGAAUGGCGUUUCCGUAUACAAAUCUGACCUGAAAUUUCCGGUAUUGAGGAAUCAGGAUAACAAGACCAACAUCGUUACUCCUUUCAGUGCAUAUUCAUCAAAGGGAGACGUCAAGGGAAAUAUUGUGUAUGUAAAUUAUGGGAGAGUUGAAGACUUCGACUUCCUUGAAAACAACGCUUCCGUGUCAGUGGACGGGAAAAUAGUUAUGGCAAGAUACGGGAAAAUAUUUCGCGGAAAUAAGGUUCAGGAAGCAGAACGCCGCGGAGCCAUUGGAGUCAUUCUAUACUCAGAUCCAGGCGACAUCGCAGCAGACAAAACAGACACCGUGUACCCAGACGACUGGUGGUUACCACCCUCGGGCGUUCAACUGGGUCACGUGAGAAUGUCCAAUGUCGGUGACCCUCUUACUCCGUUCUACCCAGCUACAGCUACUGCUUACCACAAGAAGGACCCAGACGAGUAUAUGCCCAGCAUUCCUUGUCAUCCAAUAGGCUAUGGCGUCGCUGUGGAUAUUUUAAGGAGUUUAAACGGGACCGAAGUUCCCUUUCCUUGGCGAGGAAAAAUGAACACAACGUAUAGAUUUGGAGACAGCUUUCAUAAUAAUGGAUGGAAAGCUCACAUACACGUUGCAACAUACCCCAAACAAGCGCCACUAUAUAACGUCAUUGGUAUUAUAAAAGGAGAGGUCGAACCUGACCGUUACGUGAUAGUCGGCGGCCAGCGUGAUGCUUGGGUGUUUGGCGCCCUUGACCCGAGUAGUGGCACCGCCGUCUUUCUCGAGAUGGCCAGGGUGCUGGCGGAACUCGUAACGUCCGGUCGCUGGAGGCCUCGAAGAAGUAUUGUGAUGUGUAGCUGGGACGCGGAGGAAUACGGCAAGAUUGGUUCCAUAGAAUGGGUCGAGCAAUAUAUCAAGCCACUCAGUGGAAGAGCUGUGGCAUACCUAAACGUCGACACUGCUCUUGAAGGUAAUUACUCGCUGCGCGCCCUGGGUACGCCACUGCUGUAUCAACCACUUUAUUCGGCGGCCCAGAAAGUGCCCAAUCCCAAUACAUCGGAAAUAGCGGCUGGAAGAUCAACGGUGUAUGAUACGUGGUUUAUCACCUCACCCAGGUCGGAUAAAAACGUGCCAAGGAUAUCGCUACCCGGCUCUGGCAGUGAUUAUGCGCCUUUCAGAGAUCGUGUUGGAAUUCCCAUUAUGGACAUUAGAUAUACCUGGGAUAGGAAAAUGUGGAAGAUAUCCAAAUGGCCUAUGUAUCACACUGUGUAUGAAACCUUUUAUCUUGUCGACCAAAUCAUGGACAGGGGGUUUAAGUACAGUCGAGCCGUUGGUCAGGUGUGGCUUGAAAUGAUUCGACAGUUGUCUGACGAUCUCAUCCUGCCUUUCAACGUUACAGACCUUGUCUCAACCGUCUCCGAACAAACCGCCAGUCUUCUUCAGCGCUUUGGGAAGGUCAUGCAUGAAAACGGCAUACAAACAGAGAUUUUACAAGAGGCAGUAGCUAACCUGACUGACAGCGUUAAUCAUUUCGAGCAUGAACUACAUACAUUCAACAAACAAGAUCCAUAUCUUGUUCGAAGAAUAAACGACCAAUUGAUGAGUAUUGAGAGAUCUUUCAUUGACCCUCAAGGCCUACCAGGGAGAAGAUACAAACACCACCUGCUGUUUACGGAGAGCAGUAUGGACAACUACGCGGGGAGCAGUUACCCGGGCCUCACGGACGCCCUCACCCGCAUUGUUCACGGAGAGAACGUGAAGGCGCAGUGGGAUGUUGUCCACAAACACUUCUCCGUCCUGCUCUUCGUCCUCCAGUCAGCUCAGUCCGUCAUUAAAGACACCACAGACUUUAUGUUUAGCUAUUAAGUACGUAAUCCACGUACAGAUUUAACUAACAUCUAAAAAAAUGAAUUUAUAAGUAAAUAACAUUGGACGAUGAAAUGAAAUAUGUGGUGGCUGCUGCUAUUUUGAACUCUAUUUUUUAUCAAUUGUAUUCGCACAUGUACAUUGGAAUUCAUCGGAUAAUUUUAUGAUUAUCCUUAUAUUUGUCUGUCUGUCUGUCUGUCUGUCUGUAAAUAAAGUGAUGACUUCAAACUGAUAAUAUUGAAAGAGUAUGUCAUAAGGUAUUUUAACACUUGCCUCAUUUUAACAAUAGUGCAAAUCAAUGGACUUGUUUGAUAGUUUUGUUUCAUGUAAAGUGGUCUUCAUAUUAAUACCCGAUACAGUAAGCGAACAUAAUGUGAUGAAACAAAUACAAACACUUGCCGAAUUUACAUGAUCUAAAACUGACUGCAGUUGUAAGUAUAAGUGCUUAUGUCUUUUUAGGUAUGUUAUCAUUAUGACCCAUCACAGAUGUCUUGAAAUACUUAUCUUGAAUGAUUUUAAAUGAACAUGCAUGCAUUUUUGACAUUGUGUGAUUCAUAUUUAUUUAAAUGUAACCAGUAUAAGAGGUUGUAUUACAAGGUAUUAUUUAUUGCUUGCGAAUAACGUAACUAAUGAAUGCUAAGC
Messenger RNA from Mya arenaria, 2985 nucleotides. RefSeq names its product N-acetylated-alpha-linked acidic dipeptidase 2-like. Bases 28 to 2343 code for a protein of 771 amino acids. NCBI's taxonomy places the organism in Eukaryota, Metazoa, Mollusca, Bivalvia, Myida, Myidae. The transcript has 17 exons. The record is from RefSeq and is a predicted model, not a curated record. Gene Ontology annotation, molecular function: carboxypeptidase activity.